Molecule: messenger RNA, 728 nt
Organism: Suillus paluster
Lineage: Eukaryota; Fungi; Basidiomycota; Agaricomycetes; Boletales; Suillaceae
Exons: 4
Coding region: 1-504 (167 amino acids)
Source: RefSeq, a predicted model, not a curated record
AUGCAUUCAAUGCGUUUGAGCUGGAGCCUUAUAAAAGAAUAUCGAAUAUCAGCGAUUAUAUUGAGGGGUUUGCAAUACCCGCAGAUGCUGUCUUUGGCGCUGGAUAAUGAUACAGAAAUCAUGUGGUGCGACAUCGGAGGCCCCAACAAGACGUUGGAAUUUGCCGCACAAUUCUACAACGAGGCGAUGCGGAAUGGCUACCAGGUUGCUAUGAAUGGCCGCUGUGGUGUAGUCCCGGACUUUGACACACCUGAGUAUGCGACGUUCGGUUCCCUGUCUACUCGUCGCUGGGAGACAAGCGAAGGCAUGGACCCCUUCAACUACAGUUUGAAUGCUGCCAAAUUACUGGACCAAGCAUCCCAAGAUCCGACAGGAUCAUUCCUCACUACACCAAAGACAUUAUGUGUCAUCGCAUUCAACAACCCAAGCGACGAAAAAAUCACGGCGGAUGCAGGUGGCAUGGUGCUGCCAAUUCAAAAGGGGGACAGCGUUGUGCUGCUUUGACCUAGCUCAAGGAAUGCGCAGAGCCUUGAGUGGGACAUUGAUGGGUCGGGUGUCUUGACCAUCAUGAUGCCACAGGAUCAAGUCGAUUACUCCUGGGCAUUCCAAGUAUCAUAUUACGGAUGAACGUAGAACAUAUACCUACCUACCCAUAGUACCAAUAGAUGCUGCUAGCAUGCUGUCUGCUUAUGAUUGCUGCGCUGGUAGAGGACGACACCAGUGACCAC